ACAUUUCGUGCUUUGACCACCGUCAGCCUUUCCCGAUUUUUAUUCUACGCGGUUGAUCUUUCCUGUAGUCCAGGAUGCGCAGCUCUCCAGUCUGUCUUGCGCGCAAGCUGCCGAAGCCAUUGAAGUUCAAAGUUCAAGUAUUCCAUCUGGACAGGCUUGCACAACCGCCGUCGACAUUACCCCGAAUCAUACCUCGCGACAAAGUAGCGGACGGUACUGCGAUUCUCUCUGCCCCGGCACCUAAAUCCCAGCACUUCAAACCGCCGAGCUUACUGGAAACACUGCUGGCUCGACAAAAAAAUGCGCCAGAAGAUUGGCCACCCAACUUGCGUAUAGAGCCGGUCAUCAGCAGACAAACAUGGGAGCCGGUGAAAAUGGGGAUCAGGUCGAAGCUGAAACGGAUGUUGAGGGAGACUUGA
Molecule: messenger RNA, 419 nt
Organism: Mycena indigotica
Lineage: Eukaryota; Fungi; Basidiomycota; Agaricomycetes; Agaricales; Mycenaceae
Exons: 1
Coding region: 75-419 (114 amino acids)
Source: RefSeq, a predicted model, not a curated record